Molecule: messenger RNA, 939 nt
Organism: Linnemannia hyalina
Lineage: Eukaryota; Fungi; Mortierellomycota; Mortierellomycetes; Mortierellales; Mortierellaceae
Source: the annotation of a GenBank genome assembly
AUGGUCAUGGCUAGUCUCUUCGGCCUCUCGGCCCCAAUAGACAUCGACAUUCACUUCAACGGUCAAGAACAGCGCAAGCAAAUCGAGGCCAAGGUCGACAAGGACAAGCGCGAAAAAUACCCCCUCUACUUUGAUGGCGAGACCGUUGCUGGAAAGAUCAAUAUCAGGGUUAGGGACAACAAGAAGGUCGAGCACAACGGCAUCAAGGUCGAAUUCGUUGGAAGCAUAGAAAUGUUCUACGACCGUGGAAACCAUUACGAGUUCAGGACGAUUCAACAGGAAUUGGCUGUGCCUGGAGAGCUCCGCAACAACGCCGACUUUGACUUUGAGUUCAAGAACAUCGAGAAGCAGUAUGAGAGCUAUCACGGCAUCAAUGUCAAGCUGAGAUACUUUGUGAGAGUUACGAUUCUGCGCCGAAUGGCUGAUGUGGUCAAGGAGCAGGACAUCUGGGUGCACUCGUAUGUCAUGCCCCCAGACGGCAACAACUCGAUUAAGAUGGAGGUCGGAAUCGAGGACUGCCUCCACAUCGAGUUCGAAUACAACAAAUCUAGAUACCACUUGAAGGACGUUAUUGUCGGCAAGAUCUAUUUCCUUUUGGUCCGCAUCAAGGUCAAGCACAUGGAACUCUCAAUUAUCCGUCGGGAAACCACCGGAGCACCACCCAACCAGUACAACGAAAGCGAAACGAUUACAAAGUUCGAAAUCAUGGAUGGCGCACCCGUUCGUGGAGAGACUAUUCCCAUUCGCCUCUUCUUGGGUGGUUUCGAGCUCACCCCUACCUUCCGCGAUGUCAACAUGAAGUUCUCUGCACGCUACUACUUGAACUUGGUUCUUGUCGACGAGGAGAACAGACGCUACUUCAAGCAGCAGGAGAUCACCAUCUUCCGUCGUCAAGUUGACGACGAAAUCGUGGAACCUGCAAAGAUCCAUGCAGUUUAA